Clupea harengus (Atlantic herring) is the source of this 931-nucleotide messenger RNA. Its product is annotated as cytochrome c. Gene Ontology annotation, molecular function: electron transfer activity; heme binding. The record is from RefSeq and is a predicted model, not a curated record. Lineage: Eukaryota; Metazoa; Chordata; Actinopteri; Clupeiformes; Clupeidae.
GAAGCGCCUGACUGUGAUGUCAUUUGCCGGUGCCUCUAUAAUGAAGUGACCUUCCUCUGCGACCGAACAGAAGCGCUCUACAGCAGCAAGCAAAUCCAUCCUAUAGUUAUAUCGAAGUCGUCCUUUAUAACUCUAAGGUUACCAUGGGUGACGUGGAUAAAGGCAAGAAGGUUUUCGUUCAAAAGUGCGCUCAGUGCCACACAGUCGAAAACGGCGGCAAGCACAAAGUAGGACCCAACUUGUGGGGGCUUUUUGGCCGCAAAACCGGACAGGGAGAGGGCUACUCUUACACAGAUGCCAACAAGGGAAAAGGCAUUACUUGGGGAGAUGCCACUCUGAUGGAGUACUUAGAGAACCCCAAGAAAUACAUUCCUGGGACAAAGAUGAUCUUUGCUGGAAUCAAGAAGAAGGGCGAGCGUCAAGACCUAGUUGCAUAUUUGAAAUCUGCGACAUCAUAAAGCUGUAUUUGAACUGAAAAAAAUAAUGUUUUAUUUAAAGUUUGUGUUUCAAAUAUUUUUUUCUAUGUUAACUCACAACAACCUCAACAAGAUGAGAACAGAAUCUUAAUAACAGACAUUCUGGAUGUUAUUCAUGGUGCAAUUCAUACUACGCUUUAUUUAAUGCAAGAAAAAAGUCUCAUCACUGUCUGUAAGUGUUGACUUUAAUAUCAAGGUCAGCAAUGUUCAUGGAAGUUAGAUGUCAUCGAUCUUUGGAUUCCCUCCCUCAAGAAGGAAUGGCAGUGUGUAUCCCCUGGUUUCACAGGAAUCUAUGAAAAGAUAAAUUAUUUAAUAUAUUGAAAAUAUAUAGUUUUAUGGUAGAAAUAUUGUAUUGGAUGGAAGAAUAAAAAGGGAGGGGGUGGGGAUGCUGGAGGCUGCAAUAAAGGUGUGUGACCUGAAAGAAUUGAACUCAUUAAAAAGGCACAUUUUCAGUC